Messenger RNA from Cydia pomonella (codling moth), 11510 nucleotides. RefSeq lists its product as uncharacterized. The record is from RefSeq and is a predicted model, not a curated record. The transcript is spliced from 9 exons. Gene Ontology annotation, cellular component: nucleus. Lineage: Eukaryota; Metazoa; Arthropoda; Insecta; Lepidoptera; Tortricidae. The coding region runs from base 582 to 4733 and encodes 1383 amino acids.
GAAAAUAGGUCAAGAAUCCCAUUUUAUUUCAAGAAAAAAUACAUGAAAACUCAAAAAAAUCAUUCAUGUGAAAAAGAUUAAAAACGCUGCUCAUUAAAAAUAUAAUUGCUGGGUGGUAUGGUAACACAAACAAAUAUUUUAAUGUCUAUGGUAGAAAAUAAAUUCGUUCAACGCAUAUUGCGUUCAAUACAUUUUUUUUUGUUUGUCGGGAAUGUAUAGAAAUCCGAUUAUAGCACUAACUUAUCGACGUUUAUAUACGUACAUCGGAAUACAAAAGUUUUGUGACUGCAAGCAAUAGAACGAGACGUCUGCAAUAUGUCGGACUAUUUGGAAAUAUUUUUAGAUUAAGCUUAGCUUAGUACUCGUGUAUAGAACUAAUUCAAAGGUUUAUUUUAGUAUAAUCCACAGUAUGCAAGAUAUUUGACAAUCAAUAAUCCGAGAUCGAUAAGAAGAAGACCUGUGCGAGAUUGGAGAAGGUCUCGGCCGUAUGCUUGACUCGCGUGGAGUGGGCGAUGCGCGUGAAGGCCGCCACGACGGUCUGACGGCGCGCGAGCCUCCGCCGCGAGCGCGCGACUGACAACAUGGAGCAACUCGUUCAGUGCCCCGUGUGCACCCUCUUCCUCCACAAUGGCAUGUCCCUGGAGUCCCACCUCGACACCCACCCUAAAGAUCAAGUUAUCAAAGCCCUGUGCAACCUAUCUGCUAACAAUGUCGGGUUUGGAAGCCGGACUUCCACACCCGCUCACUCGGAGCGCUCGUACAGGAGUAGGUCAAGGACUCCCGCUGAGGACAGCCCUCGGUGGAGUGGCCGCAGCAUCGACAAUGAGAGAUACUGGCGACGGACCCCCAGCAGGAGUUCCAAGACCCCUGCAUCCAGUAUUGCUAGAAAUGCAACACCAGCAGAUAUGCAAAUGGGUGACAUCAACUUUGAAAAUAAUUCCAAUAAUGCAACAUCUAGCCCUUAUCCAGCUAUGUCAUUUAUGAAGCCUGACAAGUCUAGUCAGCCCUUCAUGCAGAAUGUGCCCGGCCCGGAGUUUGAUCCACAGUAUGUGUACUACCCGGAGCAGCAGGAGGACAAGGAGAUCAAGUAUUCACGCAGCGCUGAGUACAGUGCCAUAGACAACACUAGUAAUGUGCUUACAUAUAAUAUGCCAUCUGUGGCCCCAGCGGCCAAGAUACAGGCAGCCUUGAUGCCUGGAGGCUCGGGCUCCCGCAGAAAUAAUGACCUUGUAAAAAUACUUCCUAAACCUAAUAAUAUACUUGUUAAGGCCAAUGUGGGAGGAGUGCAAUAUAUUACUCCUGGAGUGAAGCCCAUGCACCUGGUGGUGCCCACUGCACCUACAUUUGUGCAGAAAAGUGUUCAAAACAAUAUGAUUGUGUCAGGGAGUAUACCUACCAGCCAGAUCAUGGAGCCCAAGUCUGUAGCAUCACCACUAGCCAGCAGCAGUAGUACCUUCAACCAGUUGUCAACAGGCACUUUCACUCCAGGCACUACAGUGGUCACACAGAAUUCACAGAUUAUCUACAGGGAAAUGGUACAUAAUAUAGAUGGGAAACCUUUCAUUACCAGCAUGCCCACAGUGCUCAGUGGCCAUGACAAUGUGACUAACGUAGCUGCCACUAGCUCUAUGUACCAGAAUGUCAUGGUGGUGGACCAGUUUGGCAACACAUCUUGUAUGUACACCACUCCUCAGCAGAUUCUCUCCAAGCAAUGCAACCCACCGGUGUAUAGCGAAAUAUCUGUGAGUAACCUGGAGAAAUCACUGUCUAAUCCUAGUAAUAUUAAUAAUGAAUCCAAUAAAACUUUGAUAAUUGAAGUGGGCCCCAUAGUGGGGCCGCCGGUAGAAGUUUGCAGCACCAGCAUGAACACUAGCACUUCGCAAGCUUCGCAGACGAUUUCAGACAUUUCCACUACACCUGGCCCAGACAGGCAAGUAGAAAGGAAUGACAUGCCUGGGUCCAGUAAAGGACUGAAAAUUCUUAGCAAUAUUAAGGUGGAAGUGCCAGUACAGCAUCACAAAAAUUUGCUCAAUACCAUUGUAGACCUCACAGGAUCCCAGGAGCCUGAAUACUCGGAGCGAGCCACCUCUCCGGAGCGGAUCCUGCCUGACUUUGAGGAUAACCACCACAGCCUGUCUGGGGACUGCCUGCAGCCCACCACUAGUAACGAUAGUGUAGUUUCGAAUACAUUCUCUGUGAUAAAAAACGUCGGGAAUCCUCCCUCGUACAAAGACUCAGUUUCCAAGUCUUCUGUUGUAGAUAAUAAAAUUGAUAAUGAAUUUUCUGAUAGCUGCCCCAUGCCCGACCUCAUUUGCAACGAAAAACCGUCAAUAUCGCCGUGCAGCGAGCUCUCAGAGAGCGGGGAUAACUCCACUGAUAGAAUUUCCAUAUCGCCGAAGCCUGAAACGCCGGCGCCCGUAGAACUACUCGUAGAGACCACUAAACCACCUCUGAAGCCCUCCUUCAGGAACACGCCUUUAAGACUGAACAAUAUCUUUGUCAAGAAGCAUAAAAAGAUUUUAGAAAUUAAGAAUUCCAAAAGUUUCACAGUGACGCCAUGCAGCAGUAAAGACCUGCAAGUGGGGCCGUCGUCGUCGGCGCGCCCGCCCGAGAACUUCACCAUGAAUAAAAUUCACAGCAUCGACACGAGCGAAAACGAAAGAGCCGAGACCUUGCAAACCAUCACCGUGGAAGUGUGCAACGACAACGACAACGACAGCCGGCACGAGUUCGACGCAGACACGGAGGAGCAGUCGAUGGAUCUGGAGCCCGUGGCGUGCUCUAGCAUCCGCGACUCGAGUCAGCACUCGUCCGUGCAGGUGAAGGAGGAGAUCAACUCCAGCAACGAGGGUGGCUUCAGCAACGACCGCGGGCUCGCGCCGCUCGAGGCCAUGCGCCCCAUCAACGUGAUCGCCUACGGCGCCAUGGCCGAGUUCGACGACGAGUCCAACCACAAGGAGCUGCUGGAGCUUGAGGCGUCCUCAAAGAACAAGCAGUUCGUGAGCAUGAUGAACGACAACUACUUCGGGGACAACAUAUACGCGGACUACUUCACGCCGGAGAGGGAAGCGUUCGAGGCGCGCGAGAAGGACGCGUACCUGUGGGGCUCGGGGCAGCGGGACGGCGAGUUCGUGCUGCCCACCUUCAUCCACGAGAGCUACAAGAUCGCGGACAGCGGCGCCGAGUACGCGGAGCUGCGCGAGCGCGACGCCAAGCCUGACGAGCGCCGCGCCGCGCAGGACAACCCGGACAUGGAGUCGCCCUGGACUGGGAUGUACCGCGAGGUGGCGGCCGAGGGCUACGACCUGCUGGCCCGCGAGAGCUGGCUGUCCGACGGCGACGAUAAUGAAACUGCGGAGAAGUCAGAUUGUUUGGAGGCGGGGCGGGCGGCGUGCGGGCUGUGCCGCGCCGUGCUGGCGUCGCGCGCCGAGCUGCGCGCGCACCGCGCCCUGCUGCACGCGCACGCGCACCGCGCGCCCCGCCCGCCCGGCGGCCGCGCGCCCGCCAUCAAGCAGGAGGACAAGCCUGACGCAGUCGCGCCGCCCGCAGAAACAGACACUUUGCUCCUGCCAGACUCUAAAGAAGCUCUAACAUCGAGCAUCCUGUACCCGGGCGGGCUGGAGACCAAGCCCGUCAUCAUUAAGCAGGAGCCUCGGCGGCGGCGGAGAGACCACACGUGCCCCACGUGCAAGGUGGACCAGGGUUCGGAGGCGGCGUUCACGGCACAUUUGAAGCUGCACCCGCUGGAGUGCCUGACGUGCGGCAAGUGCUUCUUCCGGCGCGCCAACCUCGCUUUACAUCUCAAGACGCACCAGGGCAUCAAGAACUUCAAAUGCGAGGUGUGCGAGAAGCGGUUCCUGACGCGGCAGAAGCUGCAGGAGCACCACAACACGCACACGGGCCGCGCGCCCUACAAGUGCACCGUGUGCGACGACACCUUCCGCCGCUACUCCAACAUGGUGCAGCACAGAGACCGGCACCACCUGCACAAGAAGCGGCUGGUGCGCGACUUCGUGUGCGCGUGCGGCGCCGUGUUCCACUCGCGCGCCAAGCUGCGCUGGCACGCCGAGACGCACGCCGCGCGCCCGCACGCCUGCCCCACGUGCGGCGACAAGUUCCUGCACCAGGCCUCGCUCACCCGCCACGUGCGCCGCGCGCACGACCCCGCCUACACCGACACGCAGCGCCCCAGGCAGCAGAACGUGCCCUGCCCCGUCUGCAAGCAGGUGUACCUGCGCUCGAACCUGCGCGCGCACCUGCUGACGCACUCGGGCAAGCGGCCGUACGUGUGCGUGGUGUGCUCCAAGGCCUUCACCACCAAGUGGAACCUCAAGCUGCACCGCUGGACGCACGCCUCGCGCUCCGCCAAGCCCUACAAGUGCACGCUGUGCAAGGGCGCCUUCAUCCGCCACUCCGAGUACGUGUCGCACAUGAACGCGCACAAGGCCGUGCGCCCCUACACCUGCAACUACUGCGGCUGCCAGUUCAUCCGCAAGUACAACUGCCAGCGCCACGUGCGCGAGCACGAGACGGCCAAGCGGUACGUGUGCAAGGUGGCCGAGUGCGGCAAGUCCUUCCACCGCUCCUACUACCUGUCCGAGCACAUGAAGGUCCACAGCGGCGCGCGGCCCUUCGCGUGCGGCGUGUGCGGCAAGCUGUCCGGCAACAAGUCCAACCACAACAAGCACGUGCGCAUCCACCACGCGCGCGAGCCCGUCGCCAGCGAGGCCUAGGCCCGUGCCGCCGGCACCACCGCUGCUUCUAAUGGCUUCUGUCCGAGAACAGCUCCAUUUCACUCUUCAUUUUGGAACGAAUCGUGUCGAUCAGUCAAAUUUCUCCGUUACAAGAUCAGUAAAUCAGAUUAUUAACGAUUACUUUUAUCCAAUCUGACCCCUUAUCGCAUAUGAAGCCAUAUAUGGUGGAUAUGAUAUUCAACUCUAUUGACAACUAUUAAAGUUCAAAUUUCAACAAAUAUUUUUUAUUACACGCGAUAAGGGGCUAAUGUUGACGUAACUUACUGCGGAGCAAAAAUUGGUCACUCGAGACACUUCUGUCGUGACUCACCCAGAGUCAUCUGUCCGCAGCUACAGAACAACUCAAUAAAUAUGAACAUGGUCACUCGAGACACUUCUGUCGUGACUCACCCAGAGUCAUCUGUCCGUAGCUACAGAACAACUCAAUAAAUAUGAACAUGGUCACUCGAGACACUUCUGUCGUGACUCACCCAGAGUCAUCUGUCCGUAGCUACAGAACAACUCAAUCAAUAUGAACAUGGUCACUCGAGACACUUCUGUCGUGACUCACCCAGAGUCAUCUGUCCGUAGCUACAGAACAACUCAAUCAAUAUGAACAUGGUCACUCGAGACACUUCUGUCGUGACUCACCCAGAGUCAUCUGUCCGUAGCUACAGAACAACUCAAUCAAUAUGAACAUGGUCACUCGAGACACUUCUGUCGUGACUCACCCAGAGUCAUCUGUCCGUAGCUACAGAACAACUCAAUCAAUAUGAACAUGGUCACUCGAGACACUUCUGUCGUGACUCACCCAGAGUCAUCUGUCCGUAGCUACAGAACAACUCAAUCAAUAUGAACAUGGUCACUCGAGACACUUCUGUCGUGACUCACCCAGAGUCAUCUGUCCGUAGCUACAGAACAACUCAAUAAAUAUGAACAUGGUCACUCGAGACACUUCUGUCGUGACUCACCCAGAGUCAUCUGUCCGUAGCUACAGAACAACUCAAUCAAUAUGAACAUGGUCACUCGAGACACUUCUGUCAUGACUCAUCCAGAGUCAUCUGUCCGCAGCUACAGAACAACUCAAUCAAUAUGAACAUGGUCACUCGAGACACUUCUGUCAUGACUCAUCCAGAGUCAUCUGUCCGUAGCUACAGAACAACUCAAUAAAUAUGAACAUGGUCACUCGAGACACUUCUGUCGUGACUCACCCAGAGUCAUCUGUCCGUAGCUACAGAACAACUCAAUCAAUAUGAACAUGGUCACUCGAGACACUUCUGUCAUGACUCAUCCAGAGUCAUCUGUCCGUAGCUACAGAACAACUCAAUAAAUAUGAACAUGGUCACUCGAGACACUUCUGUCGUGACUCACCCAGAGUCAUCUGUCCGUAGCUACAGAACAACUCAAUCAAUAUGAACAUGGUCACUCGAGACACUUCUGUCGUGACUCACCCAGUGUCAUCUGUCCGCAGCUACAGAACAACUCAAUAAAUAUGAACAUGGUCACUCGAGACACUUCUGUCAUGACUCACCCAGAGUCAUCUGUCCGUAGCUACAGAACAACUCAAUCAAUAUGAACAUGGUCACUCGAGACACUUCUGUCGUGACUCACCCAGAGUCAUCUGUCCGUAGCUACAGAACAACUCAAUCAAUAUGAACAUGGUCACUCGAGACACUUCUGUCAUGACUCAUCCAGAGUCAUCUGUCCGCAGCUACAGAACAACUCAAUCAAUAUGAACAUGGUCACUCGAGACACUUCUGUCAUGACUCAUCCAGAGUCAUCUGUCCGUAGCUACAGAACAACUCAAUCAAUAUGAACAUGGUCACUCGAGACACUUCUGUCACGACUCAUCCAGAGUCAUCUGUCCGCAGCUACAGAACAACUCAAUCAAUAUGAACAUGGUCACUCGAGACACUUCUGUCAUGACUCAUCCAGAGUCAUCUGUCCGUAGCUACAGAACAACUCAAUCAAUAUGAACAUGGUCACUCGAGACACUUCUGUCACGACUCAUCCAGAGUCAUCUGUCCGUAGCUACAGAACAACUCAAUCAAUAUGAACAUGGUCACUCGAGACACUUCUGUCAUGACUCAUCCAGAGUCAUCUGUCCGCAGCUACAGAACAACUCAAUCAAUAUGAACAUGGUCACUCGAGACACUUCUGUCAUGACUCAUCCAGAGUCAUCUGUCCGUAGCUACAGAACAACUCAAUCAAUAUGAACAUGGUCACUCGAGACACUUCUGUCACGACUCAUCCAGAGUCAUCUGUCCGCAGCUACAGAACAACUCAAUAAAUAUGAACAUCCCUAUAAGCCCUAUCAGUUUCUUGUUGGCUGCCACCUCUAAAACGGAUCGGUCGGAUAUUUUAUAUUGCCAUGUUUUAACAUCACUCAAACCAAAGUAGCUAAUACUAUAUACCAGUUGAUUAGAAUUUUAUAUUUUUUAAGGUGUGAUUUACCUCAUAUUAUGCAUUUCUUGCCUAUUCCACAGUCAAUCAUUACAACAUUUUGUGUCGAUUUUUGCUCCAAUGUAAUGAUUUUGAUUGGAUUGCCAUCGUUCCACGCCGAGACAGCUCCUCCUCCGACCGUCGUCUGGCGACUUGUAAAUAUCUAGUUAAAAUUGAUUUUGAAUUGUAAACUGUAAAUACAGGACCAAGUGUACAUGGGCGCAGCAUUUUACUGGCGUAGGGACAGUCCCCCGCCGCGGCCUCCGACGCUACACGCGACACGUUCCAAGGAAAUAAGCUAUAAAAUAGUAGAAUUAAAGUAUAAUGGAAAAAUUAAUGCCAUGACAUGAGUGAGAAAGCUAGGAGGCUAUCGUCGGUGCCACCUACGUUUAUUGUCGGUAUACACUGUUUAUUAAUAAUCUUAGUUCUUACAUUAUUGUGACGUUUUCUGCACAUAAUCGGUUCUCAAUAAGGUGCUUCUGCCAUAAAGAUGAAAUUAGAAAUAUAGCCUUUAUCAAAAACCAACAUUAAGGAAAAUAUUGCUUGAAACCGUCACAAUUAUAACUUUUCUAUCAAAUAGAAGAGACGAGUCAGUCAUGUCAUGUGAUCGUAUCACGUAUCACAAGUUUGGCGAGUGUCAUGUGUGUCGCGUCGCGUCGUGUCGGGUGCCGUGUCGUGUCGGGCGUCGUGUCCUGCACGUCGAGUCGAUCAGGGCAUGUCGGCAAGUACCCCGCUCGUACUCAAUUUAUUUAUUUAAGGAUCGACUCAUUGCAGACUUGGCGAUGAGUUUGGACAAAUGAAGUUAAUUACCUCAAGUUAUGAAAUUGCAGAAAAAACGAAACGAAAAUAAUACUUGCCAAAUAGUGUCAGUAAAUAUUACUGUUUCUUUUGUAAGUCAUGUUGAGGAUAUGAUACAAGUCUGGGGUUUCAAAUGUAUGUUGGUGUUUCAUAGCAAUGAUCGAAACGCUUGUAAAACGAGACUUGUGUCACUCCUGUAGCACACCUCAGACGAUUGUAAAUAAGUAGUUGUUCGAUUGUGAAGCUUCAUUUUGUACAUGAUCCUCCCAAACUCUUUACAGAAAUAGAGUAGGCUCUCCGCCCGGAACACAAACCCUGCGUUCCCGGUUUAUUUACUGUACAUAGUAUCUAAUUUUGUUAUAUUAUAAUUUACUUAUUGUUUAGUUCAAUAAUGGAAUUUAGAAAGAGUUGACACAUGUUCGAGUAUUGCAUCUGCCACGAGGGAGCCGCGGGCGCGGCCACUCGUAGUGAAAUCGUGGGCGCACAUUACAAUUAAUAUGUUGGAGGGCUGCAAAACUAGUAGGUAGGGCAACCUUUCUUUACCAUACCAUUAAAUAGUAUAUUACAUACUUUCGAUAGUAAAGUACGAAAUGUCUCAAAUCACCUGUAAUUGCCAAUUAGCCGAGGCGAAGCCGAGGUCGACAAACCCGAGGCUUUCUUAUUUACUGGACGAGGUGUGUAUACUAUUUUUCUGUACGACGAAGCCGGAAAGCGGUAACUUUACUGCAACGGGCCGAAAGUUAACGCUUUUCGGCCGGAGGGCAGAAAAACUAUUAUUUAAAGUAUCAUCACAAAACUUGUAAUUGUACAAAUCAUAAAUCAGUUAAUUUAAUCUACAUCAUCCUAAAAUUAAUUGUAAUCUUCCAUGGAAGGGAAAAACAGCUGCCAAAACUUGAUUUGUAAAAUUUCCGUCCACGUUUUCACUAUAAAGGCUCAUUUAGACGGUGCGAGAAUUCGCACUCGUGUUUUAUUACCGAUAGUUGAGGGGUCGGCUGAAUUGAAAGUUACCUCAGUGUAACUAAAAUUGCAUGCGAGUUCGCGCGCUGCCUAAAUGAGCCUUAAGUCUGUUUCCACAAAAACGUGUCACCUCUCGAAUGCACUCGCUAUUAUUAAUACAGCCAAAUAACAAGCAAUAUGAAUUGAAACAUAAAGAGCUGAAAUGGUGUGUCUCCGUCGUGUUAAAACACAUCAACAUCACAUGACAGCGUCGCGAGGGGCUAUUUAAAAUCCCACAAAGAUUCCUAAGAUUCCAAAUAGUCCGAUUUCAAAUUCCGAAGGGGUUUCAAAUAGACCCCCGCAACGGAGACGUCCAGUCUACGUCUGCUUCAUUCACAGCGAUAGGACAAGUGUGGUACUCGUAAAUACAGCUACACCUUUUGUCGCGUUUGAAGGAUAAAGAGGACUAGAUAACAUAGACCAUUUGGUUUUUCUGACGUCCUUUAAUGUUGGACAGGGACAGAUGUGGCAUAGACAGAUGCAGUAUAGUUGGCGAGUGCGAGCGAGAGCGCCGCGGCCAGCAGGAGCCAUGUGCAAUGAUUGUUGAUCUUAUUGUUUGUUUUUGAUUUCAAUUUAAUAUAAAUUUCAUUAUGUAAUAAGCGCUGGUGGCCUAGCGGUAAGAGCGUGCGACUUGCAAUCCAGAGGUCGCGGGUUCAAACCCCGGCUCGUACCAAUGAGUUUUUCGGAACUUAUGUACGAAAUAUCAUUUGAUAUUUACCAGUCGCUUUUCGGUGAAGGAAAACAUCGUGAGGAAACCGGACUAAUCCCAACAAGGCCUAGUUUAUCCUCUGGGUUGGAAGGUCUGAUGGCAGUCGCUUUCGUAAAAACUAGUGCCUAUGCCAAAUCUUGGGAUUAGUUGUCAAGCGGACCCCAGGCUCCCAUGAGCCGUGGCAAAUGCCGGGACAACGCGAGGAAGAAGAAGAUAAAUUUCAUUAUGUAUACAUUUAAAACGACACAGUCCGAUACUACAUCGAGAGCUCACGAUUAACAACUUUAAAGUUGGAAUUUUCGGAGGUGAUUUUUUCGGAUUAAACCCCUAAUCUGAUAACCAAAAGGUAUCGUUUCUUUUAUGUAGCGGUUACUACUGCUACUGACCGAACGGGAACAAACCCUUUUAAAAAGCAAUUUUACGAUCGUAUUUAAUGGUUUAAAUUUAUGUAACAGCAAACUUUUCAACUGAUUGACCGCCCACAGUCGACUGAUCGUCCUACACUGUUAUCUCCGAUGGAGAUCAUCUUUUAUUUAACACAUUAGGGGUUUUAGCCCAAAAAAUCACCUCAUAAAAUUUCAACUGUACCUUUAACCUUUAGCGGCCCACAAACAAGAACACUUGGCGGUCAAAUUUGAAUCAAUGGUAUUAGAAAAUAGGACAAAUUUAAAUUUCAUUUUGAGAUAAUUUGUACUAGAACUGGGACUACACGACGCUAGAGGUUAAAAGCUGAAAGUGGCAUGAUCUCAUGUAGUUUCGGACAUAAAAAUGCGCUAUUGGAAAGAGGGGUAGAGUCCUAGCGCAGUAAAGUAUUUGACUAUUUUUUUAGUUCAAUAACAUCACAAGCGAUUGACGGUUUUGUGUACGUGUUAGACAUUUCCCCCCUAAAUUUAUCUGGUGGGGGCAGGCAGUUGAAUUGUGGACAGCGAACAGCAGUUUUAAAUUAAUUGAGAUUAAUUUUGAAAUGAAAUGAAAUUUAUUAUUAAUAACAGAGUUAAAUAUCACAACAUUAAUAAUAUUAAUACAAUAUAAUAUGGACAUUUAUUUCGUAAAUUUUAUUUGUCAAAUCCGAGAACAUACAUAUUUUCGCGAUAUGUUUUUAUUUAAAGAAUUUUAGGUUUUAUUUAAUAAAAUGUUGAUAAUUAUUUCGUCUAACCUUGAACGCCGCGAUGGAAGUUGCAUUUCUUACAGCAGUGUCAGGAGGGAUUUGUUCAGUGAAUCGUUCCAAUAUUGACUUUUCCUGUCUGAGCAAUUUUUUUAUGCCCUAUCCAUACGGUUUAUGUAAUGAAAAGUUUGGUCAUAUAUAACAACCAUGCGAUGCAAAAAUGAUUUAAACUGCUUUGAUACUUAUUUUAUGGUAAAUUAUUCCAUCAAUAAUUAAAUGAUUAUGAAGAAAUAUAAAGGAAUUUCGCUAACCUUAAUCCAAUUGUUUGCCAAUCGCGUAGUCAGUACCCGGGCACGGGCGGGGCCGCCGCCGACACGUCGAGGCCCCGCCGCGCACCACGCCAGCUGUGUUCAGUCAAAACACCACCAUAUUCUUUCAUUUCAUGUAAAACAAUGAUCUCGUAUUUUUUUAAACUACAUAAAACGUUAAUGUUUUGUUUUUUUUUUUUAAUUAUUCUAAUAUGAAUUAAGCAUUUAGUUAUAAUUCGCUCUGUACUCGGUUCUUAGAGAAAUUGGUUAUUUAUUUUAUGUAAGUUAAUGGUAACGAUAGUUUUAUUGUUGUAAAUAAUAUAGUGUAUUUUGUAACGUGGGUCGUACACCAAAACUCGGUUCGGCGGGGUCACUGGACUGAAAGGUUUGUGUCUGCAAUAAAUUAUCGUAAGGACUUA